AUGAACGAGGUCGAUUUCGACGUAUCCUUCACGCCCUGGAGAUGGGCGGUCACUUCACUGUUCGGCUUUCUGCCCCUGCUGCUUAACUUAGGGUUUUUCGUUGUCGUGCUAGGCGCUCUCCCAGCAUGGCGCUGGCUUUCUGCAAGGCAGCGGGGCCGCGCAGAGAGUCAAGCGCCUCCACCAUACCAAGAACGAGACAUAAAAAGAGAGAAGCUACAAGAAGAAGAUACUGAGGAAAUCAAGUCUACUUGA
Messenger RNA from Pleurotus ostreatus (oyster mushroom), 252 nucleotides. RefSeq lists its product as uncharacterized. Lineage: Eukaryota; Fungi; Basidiomycota; Agaricomycetes; Agaricales; Pleurotaceae. The transcript has 2 exons. The record is from RefSeq and is a predicted model, not a curated record. Bases 1 to 252 code for a protein of 83 amino acids.